CCGGAAGUGCCGCCGCGCCAUCAUGGCGCCGGUGUCGCGCUCUCGCAGCCCGCCCGUCGCCAGCCCCGAGCGUCGCGGCCGCCGCUCCCGGUCCCGCUCUCGGUCCCGCUCUCGCAACGGUUCGCGGCGCGGCUGCCACCGGCGGAGCCGCAGCUGGUCCCGCUCCCGGGAGCGUAGCCCCGGCGGGCCUCGCGCCUCCGGGCACUACGGCCACCACCACCACGGCAAGGCCUGGCCCGAGUACUACGAGAAGGAGAAGGAGGAGAUCCUGCGGCAGAGGAGACUGAAUGAGAGAGAGAGAAUCGGAGAGCUGGGCGCACCUGAAGUCUGGGGGCUUUCACCAAAGGUUCCUGACCCUGAUUCUGAUGAGCAUACACCAGUAGAAGACGAAGAGGCAAAAUCCAAGAGUAGCUCUUCGGAUUCCAGCUCAGAAGAGGAAAAAAGGAAAAAGAAGAAGAAAAGAAAGAAGAAAAAGCGAAAGGCUUCCAAACGAAAACACAGAAAACAUUCUGAGGACAGUGACAGCGAGUCCGAGUCCGACCAGAGCUCCAGUGACGAAGAUAAAAAGAAAAGCAAAAAGAAGAAAAGGAAGCACAGGAAGAAGAAGUAUAAAAAAAAGAAAAAUAAAAAGAGCCGGAAGGAAUCCAGUGAUUCAAGCAGUGAAGAUUCUGAUGAUGAAACGCUUCAAGGGGAAGAUCUCUGGAUUGAGAGAUCAAAAAAUACAGAAGCCGAUAGCUUGAUUGGACCAGAAGCUCCCAAAACACACGCGUCUCAAGAUGACCGGCCUUUGAACUAUGGGCAUGCCCUGUUGCCAGGUGAAGGUGCAGCAAUGGCAGAGUACGUAAAAGCAGGGAAACGCAUACCUCGGAGAGGGGAGAUUGGUUUGACCAGUGAAGAAAUUGCUUCGUUUGAGAGCUCCGGUUACGUAAUGAGUGGCAGCAGACAUCGUCGAAUGGAAGCUGUGCGUCUGCGUAAGGAGAACCAAAUUUACAGUGCGGAUGAAAAGAGAGCUCUGGCUUCCUUCAACCAGGAAGAGAGGAGAAAAAGAGAGAAUAAGAUCCUUGCAAGCUUUCGAGAGAUGGUCUACAGAAAGACUAAGGGCAAAGAAGAAAAAUAAUUCCCCAUUUGAACUGUAUGCCAUAGAUGCUGUCAAGCAGCAGCUGACCUGUUCCAGCUGUGAUUUGAAAAAAGCUGCAAGUGCUGCAGUGCCUUUCACCCAACAGG
Molecule: messenger RNA, 1224 nt
Organism: Lagopus muta (rock ptarmigan)
Lineage: Eukaryota; Metazoa; Chordata; Aves; Galliformes; Phasianidae
Gene: NKAP
Product: NFKB activating protein
Exons: 9
Coding region: 23-1117 (364 amino acids)
Biological process (GO): regulation of gene expression
Cellular component (GO): nucleus
Molecular function (GO): chromatin binding
Source: RefSeq, a predicted model, not a curated record